CGAUCGUGUAGAAGCGCGACAUUUUCUAUAACAACAGUGAGUGGUUUACGGCACCUGCCCUCGUUGCGCUUGUGGGAGAGGAAGGUGGACGUUAUGAAAGCUUACUUUGUGGACUCUUUCUUUUAGCAAGUCUCAUCCCCACAGUAACCGCUGCUAUCAUCCGGGUUGCCUUGAGGAUGGAUCCAGUGGUACUGAGCUACCAGGACAGUCUCCUGCGGCGCUCAGAUGUGGCGCUUUUAAACGGACCCCACUGGCUCAACGAUCAGGUCAUAGGUUUCGCCUUCGAAUACUUUGCAGCAGAACGCUUCAGAAGUUUGGGCGAGAAGGUCUGCUUCAUCAGCCCUGAAGUCGCUCAGUUUAUAAAGUACGCUUCGUGUCAAGAGGAACUCGCCAUUUUCCUGGAGCCCUUGAGUCUUGCAUCUCGUCGAUGUGUUUUUUUGGCUGUCAAUGACAACUCUAACCAAACGGCCGGUGGCUCCCAUUGGAGCCUGCUUCUGUAUCAGCGAGACGCCAACCAGUUUUCCCACUACGACUCCCAGAGUGGAAGCAAUUCAUUGCAUGCCCGGCGUAUUGCAGCCAAGUUGGAGGCUUUUCUAGGCACUGGAGCGAAAGUGCCCUUUGUGGAGGAGCAAAGCCCCUCGCAGCAGAACAGCUAUGACUGUGGCAUGUAUGUGAUCUGUAAUGCUGAGGCUCUAUGCGAUAGUGCUAGAGUCGAGGGCUGUCCCCAUUUGCCCGCUCAGAUCAUUACACCCACUUACAUUACACGGAAACGGACAGAAUGGUGUUCUUUGAUACAGAGACUCGCCAAGGAAUGACUAGCUGACCUCUUACAUUGUGAAAUGGCACCGCAUGGACCGUAUUAGCCAAUGGGCGAAGUGAACACACUUAUUUAUCAUACUCGAUCCUGCACAAAGGACGCACAAAAAAAAAACUGCACUUGAAAACAGCAUGCACUUCUCAAAAAUAGUUAGCCACACUCUUAAAUGAAUAGUUCACCUACAAAAAUGCCAUGAUCACUUUACUCUAAAUCUACACGUAGCUUUUUUUGCAUACAAUGAAAGUGAAUUUGGACUGCUCUGUAAAGCUCCAGUCGUUACAAAAAAAGUACAAUUAAAGGGAUGGUUCACUAAAGAUUAUAAAUUGCUGAAAAUGUAUUCACCCCAGGCCAUCAGAUGAAUUUUUGUCUUCAUCUGAACUCAUUUAAGUUCCGUCAGAGUCCAAACAACUGGUUAAAAACUUUUCAAUAAUCCACAUGACUUCAGUCCAUCAAGUAAUGUCUUGUGACAUAUCUGUAAAAAAAAAAAAAAAGCUUUUCAAUUUUAAACCUUCUGAACAAAAUACCAGUUCAUAAUCAAUAAGAAAACGCCCUGUUGCCCUCUCACUCAUAGAUGUAUUUGUUUCAAGCUUUUGUUUCAGAUGAGACAUUGGAUAAACCUGCAUUAUGGAUAGAGGAAUUGUAUUUUAGCUGGAAGCUUUGGUUAAGUUCAAAGCAUCGUGAUGGAUUCGUUUCUUACGAGCUUUUUGUUUUAUGUAGGACCUUAAUUGAUGAAUUGUAGAGUUGAUGAUUACUUCCAGUUAUUUGAACGAUCAUUCUGACGGCACCCAUUCACUGCGUAGUAUCCAUUGUUGAACAAGUAAUGUAAGUUACUCCAACAAAGGAGUACAACUUGGAUGACUUUCAAAUUUUCAGCGAAUCAUCUUUCUUGAGUACACUAUUCAUUGAACUAUCAAAAAAAGCAGUGAAUCAUGCACCGUAUUCCUAUUUAUCUCAGUUUAGCUCUUAAAUAUGUGUUGGCAUAUAUUUGCAUAUGGCAUGAGAAAACGCAUUAUGCCAGAUUUGAUGUUAUCGUUGCCAAAAUUGACUGGUUAUUAUGAUGUUCAUCGUAACCAGUGGUUAUGAAGAGAAGUAUUGCUAAGUUGUUCUUUUCCUCACACAGAUCCAUCAUAUGGCUUGAAAUCUUAUAGUCUACGUAUAUAAUGAGUACAUGUUUCUUUUUUUUUUUUUAACUUGGCAGCCUCUGUUCUCAUUCACUUGCACCGUAUAAAAUAAGCUGUGCCAACAUUCUGCGAAACAUCUUCUGUUAUAGAAAUGCAAGGGUGAGUAAAUCCUAAUUCAUUGUUUCUUUCUUUUCUAUUCUUUUUUUUAAGAAUAUCUCUCUUUCAUGUAUUCAAAGGAGCAAAGAAACUCGUGAUCAGUGUAACGAAUCAGUUAGCAGCACAAGUCGGUACAGUAGAUUCAGAAUGUAUUGUUGCCUAUUAGUUUAGAUUAGUAGCAUGAAGUGCGUAAAUGAAUGUGAUGCUUGUUUACAGGACCUUUUGCUCAGGGCUUAUUUCGAGAAGAUUACAGAUGAAUGUGAUCUGCGUUAUUACCGUCUAAGGAAAAUGUAGUACGUGCCGUUACGACACACGGGCCGAACAAAAAUACAGUAGAGUAGUUUUUAUUUAACCAAGUGCAUCCUCUCGCCGAGCUGAAAAGAUGUUUCGUAACCUCACACCAGCAAGUGCAUGAUUGUGUGACAAUAUAUUCUUCAGCUGUAUAUACUAGUUUUCUUACAACUGAAUGAAACCGAUAAGAAUGAGCAUAUUAUAUAUCAUCCCAAUAAAAAAAAAAAAAAAGCUGCAUGCAGGGAACUCGUGUCUAUUGCAAUGCAGUUCUCUUUACUAUACAAGUAAUACUGACCUCAAUUAAACUAUAGGUUCUUUGUUCUAGGGAGGCCUUACAUCUCAUCUCCCAGCAGAAUUUAAUACAUUUUCAUGUCUUGUUAUUAAAGAAUGUAAUUGUGUUGUUUCAUUGUUUAGUUUUUUUUUUUUUUGUGAAAUAUAUAUUUGCGUAAAUCAUGAAUGCGCUGAUCCGAAGCAAGGCCAGACUGUGUUCGCGUACAUGCAGCGACUUGGAACGGUAUUUAAGUGCUAAAUAAGAAAUGUUCAUGUUUUAAUGACUAAAUCAUUUGUCAGAUUGUUUUAAUGUUGCAUUAAGAAAAAUGAUCUUUAAUGAAAAUAAAAAUUGGGCUGAGCCAGA
Messenger RNA from Puntigrus tetrazona (Sumatra barb), 3019 nucleotides. RefSeq names its product SUMO peptidase family member, NEDD8 specific (gene senp8). Gene Ontology annotation, molecular function: cysteine-type peptidase activity; deNEDDylase activity. Bases 177 to 815 code for a protein of 212 amino acids. The record is from RefSeq and is a predicted model, not a curated record. Gene Ontology annotation, biological process: proteolysis. The transcript has 2 exons. NCBI's taxonomy places the organism in Eukaryota, Metazoa, Chordata, Actinopteri, Cypriniformes, Cyprinidae.